Messenger RNA from Sphaerodactylus townsendi, 3860 nucleotides. It is a transcript of the gene SIDT2, whose product is annotated as SID1 transmembrane family member 2. The record is from RefSeq and is a predicted model, not a curated record. Gene Ontology annotation, cellular component: membrane. The coding region runs from base 18 to 2597 and encodes 859 amino acids. NCBI's taxonomy places the organism in Eukaryota, Metazoa, Chordata, Lepidosauria, Squamata, Sphaerodactylidae. The transcript is spliced from 28 exons.
GCGGCGGCGGGCGGGCCAUGCCGGGCGGGCUGCUGGCGGCGCCGGGGCUGCUGCUGCUGCUGCUGCUGUGGUCGGCGGGGCCGGGCGGGGCGGCGGGCAAGACGGUGCGGCAGGAGGAGGCCGCCUUCGAGCAGCUGUACGCGGGCGCGGUGGACAGCGAGCGCCUCGACAUCUACGCCUUCAACCACACCGUCCGGCGCAACUGGACCGAGGGCGUCCGCGUCUCCGUGAACGUGACCUCGGCCCAGAAGGAGGCGCCGCCGGUCCUGUUCGUGGUGCGGCAGAAGGAGGCCGUGGUGUCGUUCCAGGUGCCGCUCAUCCUCCGGGGCCUGUACCAGCGGAAGUACCUGUACCAGGAUGUCGGCCGCACCCUGUGCCAACCCCAGACCAAGAAUGAGUCUGAGCUGCAGUUCUUCUAUGUGGACGUGUCCACACUCUCUCCUGCCAACGUCUCUUACCUGCUCCAGGUCACGCGCGUGGACAACUUUGUGCUCAGGACGGGCCAACGCUUGGGUUUCAACGCCACGGCCGCCCAGCCACAGUAUUUCAAGUACAAGUUUCCAGAGGACGUGGACUCGGUGAUCGUGAAGGUGACCUCAGCCACGCCCUUCCCUUGUUCAGUCAUUUCCAUCCAAGACAUCCUGUGCCCCGUCUACGACCUGGACAACAAUGUGGCUUUCAUCGGCAUGUACCAGACCAUGACCAAGAAAGCGGCCAUCACAGUCCAGAAGAAGGGUUUCCCCAGCCACAGCUUCUACGUGGUGGUGGUGGUGAAGACGGAGGAUGAAGCCUGUGGUGGCGCACUGCCUUACUACCCCUUCUCCAAAGACGAGCCUGUUGAUCAAGGCAACCGUCAGAAAGCCCUGACCGUCAUGGUGUCUCCGGCCGUCACCGUGCGGGCCUACGUGAGUGGGACGCUUUUCUGCUUGGGCAUCUUCCUCUCCUUCUAUGUGGUGACACUGCUCAUCGCCUGCUGGGGGACCUGGAGGCAACGGAGGAAGAGGACGGCGGGGCUUUUAGCCCCUGUGGAGGCACCUGAAACUGACACGGCUCCUCUUCUUGGGCAUGCCCACGUCACCCCAGGCUCUUUCUUGGGACGCCCGUCUUACAGUGCCUACGGUUAUGGCUCCUUUGACAACAGUUCCACACUCAGCACAGAGAACAUCUCUGACAGUCUCCUCUCCACAGAAGCAUCGUACAGCUAUGCAGGGCAGGAGUCGUGCCAGCACCGCCAGCGACACUUGGCCAUUGCUAUGGACCGUUCCCUGGAGAGCCUGGCGGGGCGCCCACGGCUCGACUCGCUCAGUUCAGUGGAGGAGGACGACUACGACACCCUGGCCGACAUUGACUCGGACAAGAACGUCAUCCGCACCAAGCAAUACUUGUAUGUGGCGGAUCUUGCGCGCAAAGACAAGCGGGUACUGCGGAAGAAAUACCAGAUUUACUUCUGGAACAUUGCCACCAUCGCUGUGUUCUAUGCCCUGCCUGUCGUCCAGCUAGUGAUCACCUACCAGACGGUGGUGAAUGUCACUGGGAAUCAGGACAUCUGCUUCUACAACUUCCUGUGUGCCCACCCUCUGGGCAACCUCAGCGCCUUCAACAACAUCAUCAGCAACCUGGGCUACAUCCUGCUGGGGCUGCUCUUCCUACUCAUCAUCUUGCAGCGAGAGAUCCACUACAACCGGGCCUUGAUGCGCAGCGACGUGCAGGCGCUGGAGUGUGGCAUCCCAAAGCACUUUGGCCUCUUCUAUGCGAUGGGCACUGCCCUCAUGAUGGAAGGGCUCCUGAGCGCCUGCUACCACGUCUGCCCCAAUUAUACCAACUUCCAGUUUGACACCUCCUUCAUGUACAUGAUCUCUGGGCUGUGCAUGCUGAAGCUGUACCAGAAGCGGCACCCGGACAUCAACGCCAGCGCCUACAGCGCCUACGCCUGCCUGGCCAUCAUCAUCUUCUUCUCGGUCCUGGGGGUGGUCUUUGGCAAGGGCAACACAGCCUUCUGGAUCGUAUUCUCCAUCAUCCACAUCGUCUCCACGCUGCUGCUGAGCACCCAGCUGUACUACAUGGGCCGCUGGAGACUGGACUCCGGGAUCUUGCGCAGGAUCCUGCUCAUGGUUUACACAGACUGCAUCCGGCAGUGCAGCGGGCCCCUCUAUGUGGAUCGGAUGGUCUUGCUGGUGAUGGGAAAUAUCAUCAACUGGUCACUUGCUGCCUACGGCCUCCUUGUCCAGCCCAACGACUUUGCGUCCUACCUUCUGGCCAUCGGCAUCUGCAACCUCCUGCUCUACUUUGCCUUCUACAUUAUCAUGAAGCUCCGGAGUGGAGAGCACCUCCAGCUGAUCCCUCUGCUCUGCAUCGCCUGCACUUCCGUUGUGUGGGGCUUUGCCCUCUUCUUCUUCUUCCAGGGCUUAAGCACCUGGCAGAAAACGCCGGCAGAGUCCCGAGAACACAACCGGGACUGCAUCCUGCUGGGCUUCUUCGAUGACCACGAUGUCUGGCACUUCCUCUCGUCCAUCGCCAUGUUUGGUUCCUUCCUGGUCUUGCUGACCCUGGAUGAUGACCUGGAUUGCGUCCAGCGUGACAAGAUCUAUGUCUUCUAGAUGACUGGAUUCCUGCCAACCUCUCCAGGGCAUCCCACCAGAGGGCCCAAGGCCUUGCUAGGAUGGCUUUCCUUUGGGGAGGACCUCCCACUGGACUUGCACAGCCAGCUUGCCCAAAUGGGACUUGCCAGGGGCUCCCCCACCUUCUCAGCUGUGAUUCUGUGGCGGAAUCCGAACACAGGGGCUGGCGCCUGCUGGGGAAGGCUUCUGGGUUCCCAGUUCAGGGCUGAGGUUUGUGGGUCUGCCUGCCAGGCCGGGCAGCUCUGAAUUUGUUUCUCCUGCAUAUCUGAGGUCUCUUGGGGUGGGGGAAGGGCAGAGCUGGAUGUUGGCUAGUAAGAGGCCAAGGACUGCGAGGAGCCUCGUUGAUUAGCAGUAUCUGGGGCCGCCUGCCAGCUGGCUUGAGCAGUCUUGACCCUGCCCCCUGCUGAGAAAGGGGUUGGGGCUCCCGCCCCCCACAUAUCCUCCUUAGGGGGUUGGGGCAAGCUAGGGCCUGCCGUUUGGGGAGGUUGGGCUGCAGUGGUGCCAGCCAAGCUCCUGCUCCGUUGUGGUCAUCCUCCUGCUAUUAACACCCCCGGCCCUGGAAGAUGAGCGCUGGCUGAGGCUGUGGCGAGGCCCACACAGCUGCGGACCCCUCAGCCUGGCCCCAUUUGCUGCCUCUCCUCAACGGACAAGGAGUUGGGCUGCUGCCUGCGUGAGUUCUGUUCCUUCCAGUGGACCGUGGCUUUCCUCAGGAGGUCAGGUGCAGCUGACCUCACUUGCCAACCACGUAACCUUGGGCAGAGGAGGGCGUUCCUCUUGAUCCCUGAAGCACACAGUAUGGGCCUCUUUCCAGUGCCUACAUCAUUGGGGGGCGGGUUCCUUUGUGGCUCUCUUUUGGCCAGAGAAACCGUCUCACGACCACCACAGUUUACGUUGUGCUGCCUGAGCUUCCUCUUUGGCUGUGCACUUCAGGUGAGCACGCCAAGCCAAGCCAAGCCAGGAAAACCUUCUCUGCUUUGGGGGCACAAACCAGUGUCGGGGUGGCUUGCUGGCCACUUUUUCCAAGGUGGAAGUCAAAGAGGGACAUCAGUUGCCGGGCGGGAGAGGUGACCCCCCCCCAGCCCCCCGCUGCAGAAGGGUCUCUGGUGUUUCUGCAAAUCUGUCUUGAGUGUGUGUUUUAAAGACUGGAUGUUUUUUGUUCAUUUUGUUGUCCUCGGCAUAGUCUUGCCGUUUCCAUUUCUAUUGAUUCUGCUGCCAAAUGCAAAAAAAGAAAGAAAGAAAGAC